This is a messenger RNA of Pseudomassariella vexata, 465 nucleotides long. RefSeq names its product superoxide dismutase. Gene Ontology annotation, biological process: removal of superoxide radicals. The coding region runs from base 1 to 465 and encodes 154 amino acids. The transcript has 5 exons. Gene Ontology annotation, molecular function: copper ion binding; superoxide dismutase activity. NCBI's taxonomy places the organism in Eukaryota, Fungi, Ascomycota, Sordariomycetes, Amphisphaeriales, Pseudomassariaceae. The record is from RefSeq and is a predicted model, not a curated record.
AUGGUCAAGGCUGUGUGCAUCGUCCGAGGUGACUCCAAGAUCACCGGUACCGUCACCUUCGAGCAGGCCUCGGAGUCUGCCCCUACAACGAUCUCAUGGGACAUCACUGGCCACGAUGCCAACGCUGAGCGUGGCAUGCACAUCCACACCUUUGGUGACAACACGAACGGCUGCACCUCAGCUGGACCCCACUUCAACCCCCAUGGCGCAACCCACGGUGCUCCCACCGACGAGAACCGCCACGUUGGUGACCUCGGCAACUUCAAGACUGACGCCCAGGGCAACGCCAAGGGCUCGGUUGAUGACAAGUUCAUCAAGUUGAUCGGACCCGAGAGCGUCAUUGGCCGAACUGUUGUUGUUCACGCCGGCACUGAUGACCUUGGCAAGGGUGGCAACGAGGAGUCUCUCAAGACUGGCAAUGCUGGUGGCCGACCUGCCUGUGGUGUCAUUGGCAUCUCCAACUAG